Molecule: messenger RNA, 2112 nt
Organism: Daphnia magna
Lineage: Eukaryota; Metazoa; Arthropoda; Branchiopoda; Diplostraca; Daphniidae
Product: F-box-like/WD repeat-containing protein TBL1Y
Exons: 7
Coding region: 826-1950 (374 amino acids)
Biological process (GO): regulation of transcription by RNA polymerase II
Cellular component (GO): histone deacetylase complex
Molecular function (GO): protein binding; transcription corepressor activity
Source: RefSeq, a predicted model, not a curated record
AGUAAAGUUUCAUAAAUUGUGACACAUUGUUUCAUAAUUUAAUAAGAAAACUUUUCCAACUAAUCAUAAAAUCUCAAAUAUCUCUCUUUUGCCAAUCAUAUGGCUUUAGAUAGAAAUCUUUAGCCUGUAGAACCUAUAUACCAAAUAUAAAUUCAAGCACAAAAAUGUUAAACAUUCCUGAUGAUUUUUUAACAUUAUGAUUUUUAUAAAUUGUUUUUAAUACACAAUGUUACUGGAAAGUCUGAAGCAACAUUGCUGUUUUUAUCAUAAUCUCUUUUCAUUAUAAUGGCCCUAUUGAUUGUUUUUUAAUACAUCAAGGUCAGUAAUAUCAUGAACUGAAUGAUUACAUCUCAUAUCUUAAGUUAGACAUGUUUGCUUUUUGUUUGAACUGUUCCUAUUGUAACUAACUUUUAUCUUAUGUUUGAUGAAGUGCAGAGACUAAGAUUUAUCUGUUUGUUUGUUCUUUUUCCCAUGUAAAAUUCCAUUGAUAGCAACACACAGUAUUAGUUUAUUUGCCGAAAAAAGUAGAACAUUCGAAAUGUUGUUACAGUCACAUCUAGGCAACUCAUAGGUAAAAGAUGUAUCAUUCUUCUUCUUCACUUGCUUAGUUUUCCCCGUUUUUCCAUUAAUAGAAUUUAUUGUGUUGCAAUUGCGGAUAGUCUCUCAAUCAGUGAUCGGCAUUGUUGUAGCCCUAUCUUGUUUCAGUCGGUUCUAAAUCUAAUAAGAUAAGGAAUAAAACGGACGAACACUAACCUUAAUAGCGUGACUUCCAAAAAGGAUUUCAUACUUAACUGCGACUUCAACGUGAAUUUCAACUUUAAUUAAAUGGCAGCCUUUCGACAAUGUAAACUGCCGUGUAUUGACGAAAAUCCCAAGUCACCCAUCGAAAUAACGAGCUGUGAAUUUGAUACCACUGGCCAAAAACUUGCGUGCGCGUUCGGAGAUCAUCGCGUUUUUGUAUUUAGUGCCAACGUGGAAAGUGGUCAUGUGAUAGAGAAAUGGGAAAAAACCAUUUUUCGAGCUAUAUCCUCGUUACUUACAAACAAAGCAAUUAUGCUUCAAGUUGAUUGGAAUGCUGAUGGGACCAAAUUAGUUGCGGGAGAUUUCAAUAAUAUCUUUUUUAUUUUCUCAAGCAUGAAUGGCAACCUUUUGUCUUUCACUGAGGUGUCGGAUAAGUUAACGAAGGUUCAAUGGAAUCGCAAAGGAUCUACUCACAUGUUACUUACCUCAUGUGAUGACGGUACGGUCGUGGUAUGGGACUCGUCAGAGCGCACCCCUUUGCCUAUACAGACAUUUUCACUUCACACAUCCAGCGUGCGCGAUAUUCAGUGGCUAACGAAAGAGACGUUUGCCUCUUGUUCCAUGGACGGUAGCAUCCAUGUCUUUCGUAUCGGCGAAGAUGAGCCAUUGAAUUCAUUAUUCAAUGAGAAUGCCAUAAUAGCCAUUCGUUACAACAUGAAAUAUGAUUCUCUAGCUUUUUUCUCCUACGACACAAACGUUAAGUUAUGGUUGCUGGGGCAAGAUCUCACCCGUGAGUGGGAAGGACAUAGGGCCGGAAUCUACUCAAUCUGCUGGAAUGAAGGCGGAGACUCAAGUUUGUUAGCAAGUGGGGCAGACGAUCGAACCAUCCGGAUAUGGAACAUAAAUAGCAGUUUAUGCCACAGCCAGGAAGUGCUGCGCGAUCAUCUCUGCCUUGUCUCGGCCGUUUCUUUUUCGCCAGACGGGCAGUACCUUGCCUCAGCCGACACUUACGGGGUAGUCAUUGUUUGGUCAACAAAGGAUUGGUCUCCACUGAUGAAAUGUCAAUGUGCUGGCAAAGUUCUAGAAAUCAACAGCCUCAAAUGGAACCCACAGUCAACCAAAUUAGUUGUUGCCAACUACAGUGCUUUGGUAAUGUAUUAUAAUUUCAGUCAAUUGCUUCGAGUCAUUAAUGAAAUAUUGAACAGAUAACCAUUAUUGAAUGGACGAGCCGAGACGAUUUUGCAAGCUUAAAUUUAAAGUGAUUCGUACCACAGGUAGCCAAUUGAAGAAAACUGUAUGCGAAACGGCGAAAUUAGGGUUAUAAUAUGGGCAUAGCACCUGGUUUUAUUAAAUAAAUUACAUUGCAAUUGA